UCCAUUCCUUGGCGCUGCGAUAUCUUCCGAAACCCGAUCCCAUUUUACUCCUCUCUGCGCCUCUAAAACCCUAAAUAAUUCUCUCCUCAGUCCUCACACGAUGAUCUGCUCAAUUUCCGGUGAGGUUCCGGAAGAACCUGUUGUUUCGAAAACCUCCGGAUUGCUUUUCGAGAAGAGAUUAAUCCAACGGCACAUUUCGGAUUUUGGAAAAUGUCCGGUAACUGGGGAACCUUUGACUAUGGAUGACCUUAUUCCGAUAAAAACCGGCAAGGUGGUGAAGCCUAGACCAGUCCAGGCUGCAAGUAUUCCAGGGAUGCUUGGAAUGUUCCAGAAUGAAUGGGAUGCGUUGGUGCUAUCUGCUUUUGCAUCAGAACAGCAGUUGCAUACAACAAGGCAAGAGCUUAGUCAUUGUUUAUACCAGCAUGAUUCAGCUUGCCGUGUAAUUGCGAGAUUAAAGAAAGAACUUGACGAAGCCAGGACUAUGCUGGCACAUUUGGAAAGGCAAGCACCAAUGCCAGCAGCAACCAUGACAGCAAAUACGUCUGCUUUAAGCAAUGGGAAAAGAGCUGCUGAGGAUGAUGAGUUGGGUCCUGAUGGGAAGAAAAUCAGGCCCGGAAUAUCAGCAACUAUAAUUACUGAACUAGCAGACUGCAAUGCUGCACUUUCCCAGCAAAGAAAGAGAAGACAGGUUCCUCCCACAUUGGCUCCAUUGGAUGAUGUUAAGGGAUAUACCCAACUUAAUAGUUAUCCUCUCCAUAAAACAAAUAAAGCUGGCAUUUUAUCUAUUGACAUUCAUCAAUCUAAGGAUAUAAUUGCUACUGGUGGGGUUGAUACGAAUGCUGUAGUCUUCAAUCGAUCUUCAGGGGAGAUCUUAUCUACACUUAGCGGCCACUCCAAGAAGGUCAACAGUGUCAAGUUUGUGGCUGAUGCUGAGCUGGUUGUUACUGGUUCAGCUGAUAAGACGGUUCGUGUGUGGCAAGGGUCUGAAAAUGGAAAUUAUGAUUGCAGACAAGUCUUAAAGGAUCAUACAGCUGAGGUGCAAGCUGUUACUGUCCAUGCUACAAAUAACUACUUUGUGACUGCCUCUCUCGACAAUUCUUGGUGCUUCUAUGACCUAUCAUCCGGCUUAUGCCUUGCGCAGGUUGAGGAUUCAUCUGCAUCUGAUGGAUAUACCUCUGCAGCUUUUCAUCCAGAUGGGCUCAUUCUUGGAACAGGCACAUCUGGGUCUGUCGUGAAAAUCUGGGAUGUAAAGAGUCAGGCAAAUGUGGCAAGGUUUGACGGGCAUGUUGGGGCAGUGAAUGCUGUAUCCUUUUCAGAGAAUGGUUACUUUCUUGCUACUGCCGCUCAAGAUGGUGUUAAGCUAUGGGAUCUUCGUAAACUGAGAAACUUCAGGACUAUUUCACCGUAUGACGAGAACACCCCAACACAAUCUGUGGAAUUUGAUCACAGUGGAAGUUAUCUUGCCAUUGGAGGUUCAGAUAUAAGAGUCUAUCAAGUCGCUAGCGUGAAGAAUGAAUGGAACUUAAUUAAAACGCUCCCUGAUUUGUCUGGCACAGGUAAAAUCAACUCCGUAAGAUUUGGUCCUGAUGCAAAAUACAUAGCAGUUGGGUCAAUGGAUCGAAACCUUCGGUUGUUUGGCUUGCCUGGAGAGGACGGUCCAAUGGAAUCUUGAAACAUCUGAUCAUGUGUGAUUAGGAAGUUUUAGCAAGUUCGGAGUUAUUUUGGGGGUCAAUUUGUAAGAAACGGGUGUAGCAUUUUUAUAUCCUUCAUGUUUCAAGAGAUUGGUCACUAGAAUUUUACAAUCAUGCAAGAAUUGAGUUUAUGUAAAGACGAUCCCUUUUUCUUGAGUUAACUUUAUAUCAUAAAUCCAUUUCAUUCUGUAA
Messenger RNA from Erigeron canadensis, 1883 nucleotides. Its product is annotated as pre-mRNA-processing factor 19. The record is from RefSeq and is a predicted model, not a curated record. The coding region runs from base 101 to 1672 and encodes 523 amino acids. NCBI's taxonomy places the organism in Eukaryota, Viridiplantae, Streptophyta, Magnoliopsida, Asterales, Asteraceae. Gene Ontology annotation, molecular function: protein binding; ubiquitin protein ligase activity. Gene Ontology annotation, biological process: protein ubiquitination; DNA repair; mRNA splicing, via spliceosome. Gene Ontology annotation, cellular component: U2-type catalytic step 1 spliceosome; cytoplasm; Prp19 complex. The transcript is spliced from 18 exons.